Diversispora eburnea is the source of this 396-nucleotide messenger RNA. Lineage: Eukaryota; Fungi; Glomeromycota; Glomeromycetes; Diversisporales; Diversisporaceae. The record is from the annotation of a GenBank genome assembly.
AUGAAAGGAACAGCAGAAAAAUAUAUUUCGUUUCAAAAGAAAGCACAUUUAGAUAAACAAUAUAAACCUUUAGAUUUUAAACCAAAAUUUCAAUAUAUAAAUAUGUUUGGAAGAGCAAGGUGGAAAGCACCUAGAGUUAGUUUAAGGAAAUUAAAUGACAUGAGAAAAAAUUGUGAAUAUUUAAAUAUUGAUCCUCAUAGUAUUGGAUUGCCUGAUAAACCUCCAAGGAAAGUUCUUAGAGCUAAACCUAAUAAAGGUAAAAAGCAUGAAAGAAAUGCUCCCGAAAGAAAAGCAAAGAUUGCAAAAGCAUUGGAAGAAAUGCCAAAAACUAUCGAAACUUGGAGAUUGGAAAAACUUAAAGAAAAGGAAAAGAGCAAACCUUCUUUACCGUUUUAA